Molecule: messenger RNA, 480 nt
Organism: Alternaria novae-zelandiae
Lineage: Eukaryota; Fungi; Ascomycota; Dothideomycetes; Pleosporales; Pleosporaceae
Exons: 1
Coding region: 1-480 (159 amino acids)
Source: RefSeq, a predicted model, not a curated record
AUGACGCCCACCAAAAAACGCCUCGAAAAAGAGUACCACAGCCUGCGCAAAACCCCCGCGGACGGCUACCACGUCGAACUAAAACACGGCGACAUCUUCGAAUGGACAGGCACCCUCCACGGCCUCGAGAACUCACCCUACGAAGGCGGAAGCUUCAACUUCCACAUCCAAUUCACCGACGAAUAUCCAGAGGCACCACCCAAACUAAACUUCACAACGAAAAUCUACCAUCCUAAUGUGGACGGAAGAACCGGGGUCGUGAGCUGGAGGAUGCUAGGUGAAGAUUGGCAUCACAACAAUACAAUGGAGAAGGUGCUGAUGAGUUUGAGGACAUUGUUGGAUCAUCCGGAGUUGGAGAGCGCGGUCGAGGUGAAGAUUGCGAACGAGUAUGCGAAUGAGAGGGGGAAGUUUGAGAAACAUGCGAAGGAGUGGACGGGGAGGUGUGCGAAGGAAGGGGCUGCGUCGACUGGCUUUACGUAG